AUGCUCGUCUCCCUCCUCCUCCUCCCCCUCACCCUCGUCGCCGCCAGAUCGAUCCGCCCCGCCGCGGGAUGCGGAAAGUGCCUCGACGUCGUGGGCGUGGAUGGCAACGCGGGCGCAGCACGCAUUUCCAGCGGAGUCACCCUCAACGACUGCAAUGGCUCGAGCGCGCAGAACUGGGAGGUCCAGCGCGGCGUGACCCUCAUCCGUCUCGCGGGCACCCAGUACUGUGUUGACGUUGGCACGCACCGUCGUGGUCCCACGCCCGGCUGGAACCCCGCCAACGGCGAGAUCGCAAAGCUCUACCCCUGCACCGACAUCGCGACCUCCUCGGCCGGCCAGGUGUUCGAGUGGAAUGGCGCAAAGCUCCACAUCAAGGAGAAGGCCAAGGGCGACUUCUGCCUCGAUGUCAAAGACGGCAAUACUUCGCCGGGCAACCAGAUCCAGAUGUGGACCUGCUUCCCCCGCAACACGAACCAGCAGUGGAGUAUCGUCUGA
Messenger RNA from Cutaneotrichosporon oleaginosum, 495 nucleotides. RefSeq lists its product as uncharacterized. Lineage: Eukaryota; Fungi; Basidiomycota; Tremellomycetes; Trichosporonales; Trichosporonaceae. The record is from RefSeq and is a predicted model, not a curated record.